AUGUUUAAAUAUCAUUAUGAAUCAGGUGUAGAUGAUUUGAUUCUGAAAUUGCAAAAAUAAAUUAGAACCACUAAUUUUGAAUUAAAAAGAAUGAAUAGAUUUUUUCUUCCUUAAAUAAUAAACAAGAGUUGUGAAAGUGAUAAAAAUAAAAGGGUUCUUAAAACUUUGGAAGAUCCAAUAUUGAAAUCAUUUUCAAAUUAAAAACAUAUUGAUCGUAGCGAAAAUUCUAUUCAUAAUAAAUCAUAUGAAGUAAAAAAAAGUAAUUUUAUGAAACCAUCAGCUGAAUUAGAUAAAAUAGAUGAAUGUUAGGUAUUUGUUUGGAGAAUUCCAAAUAAAAAACCUAACCCUCUUUUAAGAAAUUAGCGAUUGACAACAUUGUAAAGAUGA
This is a messenger RNA of Paramecium sonneborni, 387 nucleotides long. NCBI's taxonomy places the organism in Eukaryota, Ciliophora, Oligohymenophorea, Peniculida, Parameciidae. The record is from the annotation of a GenBank genome assembly.